AUGAACUACUUCCACCAGAUCUAUCUCAGCCACGCAAAUAGCGUCGUCACAGACUAUAUCACCAGGGGUAGACGUGAUCAAAUUUCCCGCGCAAAAAUCGAGGCGGAAAUAUUGAAGGAAAUUGACAAAUCCGAGCUACCCUCGGCAUAUAGAAUUGCUUGGUUUGCUCUGGUAUUGCAAACGAAUACCUUUGACAUCUACUGGCUGGGACAACGGAACCAGCACCAUCUUAGUAGAAAGUCCAUCGCUCGUCUGGAGCCUGAUUUGUCUCUUAUCAAUGAAUGCGUGUAUGAGAGCCCUGAGAGCUCUCCUGAUGCCUCUGACGACGAGCUACCUGCAUCCCCUGGGGUAGAGGCGAGCACUGAAAUUGGCCCUCUGAUCCCUGAUUCAAGCUCAAAUGACGACGAUAGCUCGAGCGAUAGGGAAGCAUCUCCAGAAACCCUUAAUUCAAGCCCACCUCCUCGUUCUGGCUGUGAGACACAAGGUGUCAAUGGCGAAGCAGCAGUGCAGAGUAUUGAAGGUCAGACCCAGCGCCCGCAGUAUGGAGGAAAAAGCCUCCCUGAGGUGAUUGCUGCGACAGUUACAGGAGCAACCCGAAAGAUUACUCCUGGACGAGCACUAUCAGCCCAGCGCGAUUCUGUGGAGCCAACCCAUAAGGGGCGCAAGCCCACCCGGGCUGCAGCGACUCCAAAGAAACCAAGGGCCACAAGAAUGAAAGCGCCACCCAAGAAAAGGCGCGACGUCGCGGCAAAAAUGCCGAAAAUUGCUAUCACGACUACCAUAGAUGAAGUCGACGAGGAUGGCAAUAUUUCCGAUCCAGCCUCACAUGUCGAGACCCCAACGCCAAAUAACGACAACGCUGACACCGAUCCAAAAGAGGCAGCAAAGUGGCUACGUUGCCAGAAGGCUUGGGAAACCCGCCGACGCAGGGCUGCUGAAAGAGCAGCUACCGCGGCCAAAGAAUUGGCAGAGGAACAAGGAAAUGGGCGCACUUUCUCAACAGUGGCAGCGAGCGCAGCUGGUAGUGGUGCCGGCAAGGCGCGAGGCAGGAAGAACAAAACAGUGCGUUUCAACAUCCCUGAAGACAAAUUCUGA
Molecule: messenger RNA, 1095 nt
Organism: Ophidiomyces ophidiicola
Lineage: Eukaryota; Fungi; Ascomycota; Eurotiomycetes; Onygenales; Onygenaceae
Exons: 2
Coding region: 1-1095 (364 amino acids)
Source: RefSeq, a predicted model, not a curated record